ACUUUGAUUUUCAAGAGCUUCCUUCUUCUUUCUUUUGACUUUCCUCACUCUGCCUGACAUUGCAAAAAGCUUUGCUAUUUCCACUUACAUUAAUAAUCCCAAAAAUGGCAAACUCUCUCUUUUGUUUCACUAUACCUCCAUGUCAAAUUCAAUUUCUUGGAAUAUUAAUUUCGGCUCUUUCUUCCCAAUGAUCCCUCAAUUUUCUCUUUCUCUUAUACUAAUCAUAUAUACAUCAAAUAUAACCCAAAACAUAUGUAAACCUUACAAUAAUGGACAGUAGAACUGUUUUUUCAGACUCAAAUGACAUUAGUGGAAGCAGUAGCAUGACCGAAUCAUUCUCACCGGAUACUUCACCGGCUGACUUCACUUCCUUAAAACGUCUAUCAGAAACCCUAGAAUCCAUCUUCGACACGUCAUCACCGGACUUUGACUUUUUCGCCGACGCUAAACUCGUUGUUCCCGGUGGUAAGGAAAUCCCGGUACACCGGUGCAUAUUAUCAGCGAGGAGUUCAUUUUUUAAGAACGUGUUUAGUGGGAAAGAGAGGAAAAAGGAGGUAGUAUUGAAGGAGUUGAUGAAAGAGUGUGUUGAAGUGAGUUAUGAUGGUGUUGUGAGUGUGUUGGCUUAUUUGUAUAGUGGGAAAGUAAGGGAGUUACCUAAAGAUGUGUGUGUUUGUGUGGACAAUGAGUGUUUUCAUGUAGCUUGUAGACCAGCUGUGGGUUUCUUGGUUGAGGUUUUAUAUGCUUCUUUUACCUUUCAGAUCUCUGAAUUGGUCGACAAGUUUCAGAGACACCUAUUGGAUAUUCUUGACAAAGCUGCAGCAGACGAUGUAAUGAUGGUUUUAUCUGUUGCAAACAUUUGCGGUAAAGCAUGUGAGAGAUUGCUUUCAAGCUGUGUUGAUAUUAUUGUCAAGUCUAAUGUUGAUAUCAUAACCCUUGAUAAGGCCUUGCCUCAUGACAUCGUAAAACAAAUUACUGAUUCACGCACUGAACUUGGUCUACAAGGGCCUGAAAGCAAUGAUUUUCCUGACAAACAUGUUAAGAGGAUACAUAGGGCAUUGGAAUCUGAUGAUGUCGAAUUACUAAGGAUGUUGCUAAAAGAGGGGCAUACUACUCUUGAUGAUGCAUAUGCUCUUCACUAUGCUGUAGCAUAUUGCGAUGCAAAGACUACAGCAGAACUUUUAGAUCUUGCACUUGCUGAUGUUAAUCAUCGAAAUCGUCGAGGAUACACGGUACUUCAUGUUGCUGCAAUGAGGAAAGAGCCUAAAAUUAUAGUGUCCCUUUUAACCAAAGGAGCUAGACCUUCUGAUCUGACAUCAGAUGGCAGAAAAGCACUUCAAAUUGCCAAGAGGCUUACUAGGCUUGUGGAUUUUACUAAGCCUACGGAGGAAGGAAAAUCCGCUCCUAAGGAUCGGUUAUGUAUUGAGAUUCUGGAGCAAGCAGAAAGAAGAGAUCCACUACUAGGAGAAGCUUCAUUAUCUCUUGCUAUGGCAGGCGAUGAUUUGCGUAUGAAGCUAUUAUACCUUGAAAAUAGAGUUGGUCUGGCUAAACUCCUUUUCCCCAUGGAAGCAAAAGUUGCAAUGGACAUUGCUCAAGUUGAUGGCUCGUCUGAGUUCCCACUGGCUAGCAUUGGCAAGAACAUGGCUAAUGCACAGAGGACUACAGUGGAUCUGAACGAGGCUCCUUUUAAGAUAAAAGAGGAGCACUUGAAUCGGCUUAAGGCGCUCUCUAGAACUGUGGAACUUGGAAAGCGCUUCUUUCCACGUUGUUCAGAAGUUCUAAAUAAGAUCAUGGAUGCUGAUGACUUGUCGGAGAUAGCUUACAUGGGAAAUGAUACGCCAGAAGAGCGACAACUGAAGAAGCAAAGGUACUUGGAACUUCAGGAAAUUCUGACUAAAGCAUUCACCGAGGAUAAAGAAGAAUUUGCUAAGACUAACAACCUCUCCUCAUCUUGUUCUUCUACAUCUAAGGGAGUAGAUAAGCCCAAUAAGCCCCCUUUUAGGAAAUAGUUUUUGUAUUACUUAGGAGAUAAUAGAAAGAAGAGAAUUUUCUUGUAACAUAGUACUCUUAAUCUUUCCUUUCAUCAUUUGAUGUGUCAACAUACAUACAACACCUGUACCAUAAACUUGUAUUGCUCUACUUGCGACUCUGAAUAAGAGAAUUUUAUUUGAUUGG
This is a messenger RNA of Lycium ferocissimum, 2172 nucleotides long. RefSeq names its product BTB/POZ domain and ankyrin repeat-containing protein NPR1. The coding region runs from base 270 to 2006 and encodes 578 amino acids. NCBI's taxonomy places the organism in Eukaryota, Viridiplantae, Streptophyta, Magnoliopsida, Solanales, Solanaceae. Gene Ontology annotation, molecular function: protein binding. The record is from RefSeq and is a predicted model, not a curated record. Gene Ontology annotation, cellular component: nucleus; cytoplasm. Gene Ontology annotation, biological process: defense response to bacterium; regulation of salicylic acid mediated signaling pathway; systemic acquired resistance, salicylic acid mediated signaling pathway. The transcript is spliced from 4 exons.